AUGCCGUCUUGUAAACAGCACCGCUGGGUUUUGAUGAGGUUCGGCAACGGCGGUAUAAGGACAAAAGCCAAAGUGUUCAAUUCUGAAUUGACUUUCACCAGGCAAACCCAAAUAUCCGGGCGCCCCUCCUCAAUCCGAUUGGGGAACCGGAUGGCAUCGAUGUUGGGGAUAAAGGCGAAUGUGCCUCAUGUUUAUUCCCUCAUCUAUCUAUGGUAUUUAGCAGGACGUCGAAGUCGGGGGCGUCUGAAUCAUCUCGUACAAGAAAUUGAAUCCCGCGCGAUCGCAACACAGCAACAGAUCAAUAUUGUCAGAUCGCAAAUUACAGGGAAGCAGCGGGAAUUGCGCCUGUUAGAACUCACAUCGAACGAAAUUAGCCAGUUACCCAAGGAAACGAAUGUAUACGAGGGGGUUGGGAAAAUGUUUGUCGCAAACCCGAUCACGAACGUGAAUAAACGGCUAUCGGCGGAAAAAGGAGAAUUGAAAACCGCAAUAUCCAAUCUAGAAAAGAAGCUCCAUUAUUUGGAAACGACACAUAAAAAUAGCCGGCAACAUAUGGACCAGAUAUUCAAGACUGGUGGCAAGGCAUGAGUGAUAAUGUGAAAAUGGGGUUAAGGCUGAGAUAUGCUGUACUUGUUCGAAUGUAUACCCCGGAAUCGUCCGCUGGCCGUUGGAGGUUGGUAAUGCAUUUUGACUAGCUACCCAGCUCAGAUGAGCGCCGAUGAGAACGGUCCUUGUCGGUUUUUCAUACCUUCAAAUUAUGGAUCUGGGACAAACGCCAUCGCAGGUCGACCGCAUAUAUGUGUGAGAUUGUUGUUCUUUUGGUCAUUUUGACAUGACUCAAUGGCCAUGUUACUGCAAACGUUAUGGCACCAUGAACGGAAGACAAGCGCGGCUCGUGGUAUGAUAUGAUCUUCUACAUACAAAUACCUUAGGGGAAUGAAAAAUAAUCCCCAAGCCUAAUGGCAUUGGAGUUACAUGCAGGCGUCUACCGCGAAUAUCUGAUCUGAUCCUUGGUCAUUGAAACGUUAUUGCUAUAACUCCCGGAUUUGGCAUUCCUAACUAAAUCGAGAGAAAUUGCAAAUGCCCCUGUUUCUUCUCAUAAAUACGCCUGCUAAAAUAUUACUCCUCUAUAAACAGUCAGACUCCCCAUCGACUCACUCAUGUUGAAUUUCCAGGACCGUGUUAUAGUCUAAGAUUUUCAAAAACCAAGAUAGAUAUUAGCACCGGUGAAUGUCGCGAUAUGGUUGGGCGGGAGAUUACAGGCCGGGUUAUUCAUUGUACGAAUGUGUCGAGUAGAGGGUGAGAAUGCGCUACUAUUACGUUCUACAUGAAUUUUCUCGUCACCCCAAAUCAGCCUCACCAUCAAACAUAUGGAUGUUUGCGGAAUAGGUAUUCACAACGAAUGUUUGUUUGCAUGAUCAUCCCAUGCCAAACACGAGUUUUCUAGUUGAUUUCCGCGGCAGCCACGCUGAAGUGCUGUCAGGGCCCAAGUAGGAAAUUUAACAAGACCGCCGCUGAGAGUAAUGGGAUAUCGUAAGAACCCAUACAGCGUAUGUCCAGCAAUUCUCAUCAACAUGCCAUUCAAUGUCAGGAAGAGAUUCCGCAAAAUGGACAGGGAAUUCGUCAAUUUAGAUCGCAUUUAUAGUAGUGGUAUUUAAUUCCAGAAAUAUCACGUUAUAUGAUGAAUUGAAAGAGCGCGCGUAUUCACAGAUUGAACUAUUCAGACACAUCAUCAAAAAUGACUUGGAAAGUAAUGAAAAAUAGCCAUUAAUCUAAGAAUAUCAUGCAUUGAAAACAAAUC
Molecule: messenger RNA, 1801 nt
Organism: Histoplasma capsulatum G186AR
Lineage: Eukaryota; Fungi; Ascomycota; Eurotiomycetes; Onygenales; Ajellomycetaceae
Exons: 8
Coding region: 1-588 (195 amino acids)
Biological process (GO): protein folding
Cellular component (GO): prefoldin complex; cytoplasm
Molecular function (GO): protein folding chaperone
Source: RefSeq, a predicted model, not a curated record